GAGGGGGAACAUCCGAGGACCGACACAAGGGAGUGAGUUGAAGUGGGCGGGGCAAGUGAGGCUGUACUCACCCAUUGGUGGCCGACCUGAUCCCCGCCUGUCAGUGUGUAUCUGGUGCUGGGACUGGGAGGGCGUCUUUUCUCUCUGGCUCCGUAGCUUGUAGUGGUGGCGCCAACUGAGGUCAUUUAGAAAAUAUUUAUAUAUAUUUUUUGCAUAGUAGUGACGCUAUUCAGAAACUGCCGCGCGAGUGAGUGGUAGAAUGAGAGAAACAUUCGAGAGGAAAAGCAGAAGAAAAAAAGAAAGUGAAAAUAGGAGAGAGAAAAACUGUUGGGGAUUAAGAGGAGCUUGUCCGGAGACUAAUCUCCUUCCGAACUGAUAAUAAAUACCCAGGGAAGUACAUAAACAGGUGCUAUAAAAAAACGAAAAAAAAAAAAAACGAUUUUAUAUAUAUCACUAGGUUUAACAGACAAAGAAACAUUAAAAACAACAACAACCUUCACGUGACUGCACCUCGAAAGCCCCGGAUGAAAGGGAGGGGAAGCCAUGAUGCAGUGAUCUUGUUCUUGAGAUGAAAAAUACACCCGAUUUAACGCAACUUUCGCAGGCGUCGGGUUGGGUCACUUCCUCGAAGGCCGUCUGACCAUGACAGAUUCAUGCGAGAAAAGCCGCUGGACAAGUUUGUGUUUUGUGUUCGAAUCGUCGGGGAAGAAACGGUGAUGAUGCGAGGAUAAAACCCCAUCCUGUGGAAAGGCGUUGGAAUGUGAGAAAACCCUAGUCCUAAUCUUUCCCUUUGAGGAGGAGGAUAAUAACACAGCGUCUUUUUUUUUCCCUUUUCUUCCUCUUGAGACAAUUUUCGUAUAGGAAGAUGAUCACUAGAAAAUCUUUAAUCCAUAAACAUACGCCUCUUGUUGAUGUUCGUUCGUAGAGGAGAGGAUUCGAGACAGUUCCUCGGAGGAGAAGAAAAAUCACGUUUGGAUCUUGAUUCGACCCGCGCUUCGCUACAAUGGCGGUCCCGAUGACGCUACACGAAGACCAUCAAGUGUUGGGGGAGGAUUACUGCUCCGGCUACAUCGACACCUUCGGCAAGUGGAGCAAUGGGUUCCCCUGUCCGAGCCUGGAGACGGAGGAACCUGUGUACUGCUGCGGAACGAGUAACUUCAAGUACUGUUGCACCAAGAGGGACAUGCAAAACAUCACCAGGGAUAUUCCACAGUUGCCGCUGAUCCUUGGCGUGGUGUUCGGAGUGGCGGUCGCAGUGAUCGUUAUCGUGGUCGUGUCCUGCUUUCACUGCUCCUGCUGCCUGCUCUACAAGAAGCGACAGCCCACCAAUGGAGGACCUCUCUACCAGAUGCACUGCUCAUCCACAGCCUCGGGUGUGGCCAAUAUGUACAGCUUCUCCGGCACCACCACGCCCUCUGAGACGCCCCGCUCCCUCUCCAGAGCUUCUUCAAGAUCACACGGGACGGUCGAGUCGGCGGGAUCUGUGUCGAGUAACCACUUCGACCACAGGAACCUGCUCGACGGCGAGGAGCCCCGGCCGCCCGUGCAGACGUUCGCCGUCGACCGGCGUGUGCUCGGACCCCGGCCAGUGUCCCUCAACAUGAGCGACCGAUCGAGCAGCAUCUCCGAGGGCGGCCCCACCGACCCGCCGCCGCCCUACUCGGCCCCGCACUCCACCCUCGUCGCAGUCCGGACGUCCUCCGCCUACGCCCUCGCCGCUACGCCCCGGCCGCCCUCGCCCACCUACGGACACCACAAUCCGUACGUGAUUAGCGGUGGCGACAGCGGCUACAGCUCGGGGCCUCUCGCUACGUUCCCACAGACGUUCUUGUCUCCAGCUUCGCCCGCCCGCCCUCCGCCCCUGAGAAUCACGUCCGCGAUGCCCCAGACCUUCGCCCCCGCCCUCACGCCCACCACCCGGCCCUGCAGCACCGCCCAUAUCAUCCACACACACCACCCGGGCCCCGACGAGAACCUCUACACUGCCACGAAGUUUUAAGGGCGCACUGCUCCUGCGGCUGACACCUCCUGUUGCUCUACUUCCUCUGCAUGAUGCACACCACGCACACACACACACACACACACACACACACACACACACACACACACACACACACACACACACACACACACACACACACACACACACACACACACACACACACACACACACACACACACACGCCAACGCAGAGGAAAGGGAGCGCUCCUAGGACGGUGGGUUUGAGGUCCGCAGAACAAAGGAGGCGAGACAUGUAGAAGAGAUAAGGAAGAGAGAUAAAAAGGGUCAAGCGACGAGAACUGUUCGGGGGCAGCAUGGUUGGGGGAGACCAUGGAGCCCCGGGAACUUCAAGGAGGAAGGAAGGAAGGAAGAGGGGGAGGAGGGGAGAAGAAGCAGUGGGGAGAAAAAGUACAUCACGUCCAGUUAUCGAAGACCGAAGACUUUUUCACAAGGGAGAGAAGAAGAAAAAAAUUGAGAGAGGGAAAAAAAAGAGAAAAAAAAUGGAAAAAAUGCCUAAGUUUCUGAGCGUCUCCGAAUCCUUCCGGUGACGAGAGAUAAAACUUUUUAAAUUGCUCAGAAUGCCAAGGCCAUAACGGGCAGCCAUGUUGACGGCGACCAGCCCCUUAACCCCUUGAGCGAAGGGGACCGUCCAGGUGGCUGGCGAGGAGGGGAGGGAGGGGCAGGGGAGGGGCAUCCCUCGCCACCCCGCUCUCAACUUCUCUUGGUCGACUUUGAGGAGACUUUUUUUGCUCUCACUGAUGGUGCAUACUGUUUAUAACAAGGCUGAUUCAGAAGCCGUGUGUUUUUAUGUGUGUGUAUAUAUAGAAGACGACAAAAAUGUAUUCUGAAGUGAUGAUUUCCCGAUUGUGUUGGCGACUCUGUAGCAGAAUCCAAGAGGUCCAACUUUGCAAGGGUCGUCUGAACACAAUCUCCUUUAUGCUGUGUGUGGGAUGCGAACACUGGGUGAAAGAAAGGAGUUUCCGUGAACGUUAUUUUGAAGAUCUUUUAUUUUGUAUUUCUCACUUUUUACCCGCAAACCCUACACCCUGGUACAUGUACUUAGGUCCAAAGUGUAAACUCUUCUCUCUCUCUCCGUGAUAACUUCGAUCGCUUUGCCUAGCUCUGUGUAGUGUGCUUGUACACGUACAAGAGCGGUGUUGAACAAGUGUGCGAGCUGGGAAGGGGAGACGGGAGCGGGGAGAGGUGAGGGAGGGGAGAGUGGAGUGGAGAAGAGAGGGGAGAGUGGAGAGGAGAAGAGAGGAGAGAGGAGAGAGUGAGAGAGUGAGAUCCCAAGCACAACAAGCACCGCAACUUUCAAUUCUAGCGUCGAGGGAGUUUCGCCCAAACUCGGCAGAACUGUUCUUCCGAGCUCUGAGAACUUAUCAUUCAGGUAUUAUAAACUUUCCGAGGCUGUUCUCUCCAGGAGGGCUCUCGCAGCUGUUUCACGUGACUGAUACUCAUUAAUUAAAUGAAAAAAAGGGAAAAAAACAAAAAACAAAAACAACAACUAAGCCAAGAACUAUAUUUAUUUUUGGAAAAGGGGAAAAAGAAUUUGGCAGUGAUGAAUAGAAAAAUGAACCAGAAAAGAUAGAUAAGAAGGAAAAAAUUGAAAAAAAGUAAAACAAAUCUCGUGACAUACUUUGGAGAACGUCUAUGGUUUAUGGUGCUUCCCCCUUUUUGGUUCAACUUAGAAUGAGCGAAAGAAAAUGAGCAUAUAUCUAUAUUUUUUGCUAAAAUAUGAAUAGAUGAUAUUGUAGGUGAAAAAUAUACCAGAGAGUCACGCCAGAGAUUAAGAGAACCACUUUCCUGUCUCUGCCUCCCUCCCUCCUUCCUCUUCCUCCUCCUUUAGCUGUUCUUCUAUUCUUCUUCAUCCUCCUCAUUCUUCUUUUCCUCCUCCUCCUCCUCCUUCCGUUCCCAUCCCCCCUCCCUCCCUCCCUUCCCCCGACGCCCUACCACAAAUUGGUUUCCUCGAAUUAGACUCCCGCUGCUCUUUAACGCUUCGAGACUCCAGAAGCGAGAAGAAGAGAAAAAAGAAGAAGAAGAAUUGGAAGAGCGAGAGGAGAAUAACAAUAAUAAUAAUAACAAUAGCAAGUCCAGAUGAAAACGAGACCGUCCGAUUAAAACUUCCAUCGCUUAGAGCCAAGACCCGAUCGCGGGUCGCUGGCCCGGCGGGGGGCGUCGGUCCCUCGUGGCCCGUCGGUCCCUCGUAGCCCGUCGGUCCCUCGUGGCCCGUCGGUCCCUCGUGGCCCGUCGGUCUCACAUGGCCCGUCGGUCCCUCGUGGCCCGUCGGUCUCACAUGGCCCGUCGGUCCCUCGUGGCCCGUCGGUCUCACAUGGCCCGUCGGUCCCUCGUGGCCCGUCGGUCCCUCGUGGCCCGUCGGUCCCUCGUGGCCCGUCGGUCCCACAUGGCCCGUCGGUCCCUCGUGGCCCGUCGGUCUCACAUGGCCCGUCGGUCCCUCGUGGCCCGUCGGUCUCACAUGGCCCGUCGGUCCCUCGUGGCCCGUCGGUCCCUCGUAGCCCGUCGGUCCCUCGUAGCCCGUCGGUCCCUCGUGGCCCGUCGGUCCCUCGUGGCCCGUCGGUCUCUCAUGGCUUUUCGGUCCCUCGUGGCCCGUCGGUCUCUCAUGGCCCGUCGGUCCCUCGUGGCCCGUCGGUCCCUCGUGGCCCGCCGGUCUCUCAUGGCCCGUCGGUCCCUCGUGGCCCGUCGGCCGAGCUAAAAUGGAAUGAGUGACAGGACAGAACCAGAGAAGUGCCAAAGAUCCCCCUCCCCCUCCUCUGCCUUCUUAUCCUCUCGCCUUCGCCCCUCCCCCCCUCUCCUCCCCUCUCUUCCCCCCUCCCCCCCCCAUCCUUUUAUCCUUCUCUUCCGAGAGAGAGAGAAAAAAGAGAGAAAGGAAUUUCCAUUAACGGAUUAACUAGGGAUUUACGUAGAAGACGAUGAAAGACGAUGAGUGAAGAAAAAAAAAAAA
Penaeus monodon (black tiger shrimp) is the source of this 4964-nucleotide messenger RNA. Its product is annotated as protein shisa-3 homolog. The transcript is spliced from 9 exons. Bases 1004 to 1999 code for a protein of 331 amino acids. The record is from RefSeq and is a predicted model, not a curated record. NCBI's taxonomy places the organism in Eukaryota, Metazoa, Arthropoda, Malacostraca, Decapoda, Penaeidae.